Engraulis encrasicolus (European anchovy) is the source of this 459-nucleotide messenger RNA. RefSeq names its product neuritin-like. Gene Ontology annotation, biological process: nervous system development; neuron projection extension. Lineage: Eukaryota; Metazoa; Chordata; Actinopteri; Clupeiformes; Engraulidae. Bases 1 to 459 code for a protein of 152 amino acids. The transcript is spliced from 3 exons. The record is from RefSeq and is a predicted model, not a curated record. Gene Ontology annotation, cellular component: plasma membrane.
AUGGGAUUUAUGUCUGCUCCGGCUAGAUUUAGUGCCGUAGUUGCAGUAGUCCUGUUGGCUGUGGCGCAGGUGUCUGCAAAUGCCAAGUGUGAGAACAUCUACAAGGACUUCUCGGACUGUGUCCUAGAGCUGGGGGACAGCAUGGACAACCAGGACGAGAAUGUGACCAGUACCAAAGGCGUGGAGGCUGUCUGCAGCCACUGGGAGGCCUUCCACUCCUGCGCGCUUACCGCCCUGUCAGAGUGCCAGGAGGAGGUGGGGCCCAUAUGGGAGACGUUACGGGCGGACUCCAGGAAGCUCCGCUUCCAAGGCAGCCUGUUCGACCUGUGCAGCCCCAACGCCGCUGCACCCAGCCUGGGCUUGGCCGGGCUCCGCGUGCCCCUGCUGCUACUGCUGCUUCCCCUGGUGGUCCAACUGCUGUCAGGGCUGGGGCCCUGCUCCAUCUGGCUGCCCCUAUAG